Molecule: messenger RNA, 1083 nt
Organism: Musca vetustissima
Lineage: Eukaryota; Metazoa; Arthropoda; Insecta; Diptera; Muscidae
Product: replication factor C subunit 4
Exons: 3
Coding region: 1-1083 (360 amino acids)
Biological process (GO): DNA-templated DNA replication; DNA repair
Cellular component (GO): DNA replication factor C complex; nucleus
Molecular function (GO): DNA binding; ATP hydrolysis activity; ATP binding
Source: RefSeq, a predicted model, not a curated record
AUGCAGGCAUUCCUUAAAACCGGCAAAACAACAACAGGGAGCGAUAGGUCACAGGCCAGUACCUCAUCUGGUCAACAAAGUGGAGAACGUCGUAAACCUCCAGCACCAUGGGUUGAAAAAUAUCGUCCCAAAAGCGUUGAUGAUGUUGUGGAACAGUCGGAAGUUGUGGCAGUGCUACGUAAAUGUGUUGAAGGUGCCGACUUACCAAAUAUGUUACUCUAUGGUCCUCCGGGUACCGGUAAGACCAGUACAAUUUUGGCUGCAGCACGUCAAAUAUUCGGGGAUAUGUUCCGUGAACGUAUAUUGGAACUGAACGCCUCCGAUGAACGUGGUAUUAAUGUGGUUCGUUCGAAAAUUAAAAAUUUCGCCCAGUUGACUGCCAGUGGUACCCGUCCAGAUGGCCGGCCUUGUCCACCAUUUAAAAUAAUUAUACUCGAUGAGGCUGACUCAAUGACACAUGCAGCUCAGGCUGCUUUGCGUCGCACCAUGGAAAAGGAAAGUCGUAGCACCAGAUUUUGUCUUGUCUGCAAUUAUGUUUCACGUAUCAUUGAACCAAUUACCUCAAGAUGUACCAAAUUUCGUUUCAAGCCAUUGGGUGAGGUACAGAUAAUUGAACGUUUAAAAUAUAUUUGUAAAUUGGAGGGUGUUAGUAUUGAUGAAAAUGCCUAUAAAUCGAUUGUUGAUAUUUCGGGUGGUGAUAUGCGUCGGGCCAUAACCACAUUGCAGUCAUGUUAUCGUUUAAAGGGUGCCCAGCAUACAAUACAAACUGCUGAUUUGUUGGAAAUGUCGGGUAUAAUACCCGAGUCAUAUUUAUGUGAAUAUUUAGAGGUUUGCCGCUCCGGAGAUUAUCGCAAGCUGGAGGAUUUUGUACGCAACAUUGGAUACGAGGCGUAUAGUAUUGGUCAAAUGUUGGAACAGUUUAAUGAAUAUGUUCUUCGUUGUCCAACAUUGACGCAUAUGCAAAAGGCCCGAAUAUGUGAUAAGUUGGGGGAAUGUUCUUUCCGUUUACAAGAUGGUGGUUCGGAAUAUUUACAAAUUAUGGAUUUGGGUUGUGCCAUUAUUUUGGCUUUAAAAGAAAAGUAA